UGCGUGCUGGUGAGCCGCAAGAAUUUUAUGUCGAAGCCCAUAUUUCCAUCAAAGUAUCGAUGUCUAAAGAGGACACCAUGGAGCCGCAGAUGAAGCGCUGGAAGGGCUCGGCCUGCCACGCCCACUCCUGGGUCGCCUAUCCUGUGCUGUCGGACGAACAGUCACAGGACGUGGAGCUGGUGGAAGCGUUUGCCGUGCCCAUCGUCGACAAGAAGGUGACGUCCCGACUGGUCCGGGAGUUGAACAGCCUCUAUCCUUUGGACGGCCUUCAGCACAUUAAGCGGGUGCGAGCGCGCAAGGACCGGGAUAGUCCUCACCCUCUGGAGGUCCUGGUGUGUCUCGCCAGCGAAGCUCCAGAGGUGAAGGAGGUCACCAUCAACUCGCUGCUGCCCCCGGAGGCCGUCGGACGUGAGGGGUUAGGUGAACCUUUCACGGUUAAGGUUCCUGCGCGUCCGCCUCUGACCCGACCGCAGUUCGAGCUCGCCAGCCGGCACUGGCCCACGUCGUUCCACGAGGACAAGCAGGUGACGGUGGCGCUGAGAGGAGAACUCUUCAGCCCCCUUCAGAAAGCCGCCAUGCACACGUACAUGAUGUCUGCCGUGACUGCCGCCAGAGCCGGGAGGGAGUCGGGGAUGGAGGCCGUGGGCGCGGUCAUGGUCGACCCCGUGACCGACAGGAUCGUCGCCGUGGGCCACGACUGCAGAGGCGACCACCCUUUACAUCACGCAGUCAUGGUCUGCAUCGACCUGGUGGCUCGGAGCCAGGGCGGCGGCUGCUACUCUUUUGACGGCUACACAGCUUGUCGAUUUACUUCACCGGAGUGGAACACAGCAGACUCGGAGGAGAGCUCCCAGCCGUACAUAUGCACCGGUUACGACCUCUACGUGACCAGAGAGCCUUGUGUCAUGUGUGCCAUGGCGCUGGUACACUCCCGCAUCGGCCGGGUUUUCUACGGGACGGCUUCUGCUGAUGGGGCUUUAGGGACCAGGCUCAAAAUCCACACACAGAGAGAUCUGAACCACCGCUUCGAGGUUUACAGAGGAGUUUCCAGAACGGAGUGUGAGGAACUUUACAGCUCUGAUACAGAAAAGGACCAUUUUUAAAGAAAUGUCACUGUCAGAUCUAACAAAUUUUGUAUGAACUAUUUUGAAAAUAAA
Salarias fasciatus (jewelled blenny) is the source of this 1157-nucleotide messenger RNA. RefSeq names its product adenosine deaminase tRNA specific 3 (gene adat3). NCBI's taxonomy places the organism in Eukaryota, Metazoa, Chordata, Actinopteri, Blenniiformes, Blenniidae. The transcript is spliced from 2 exons. Gene Ontology annotation, molecular function: tRNA-specific adenosine-34 deaminase activity. The record is from RefSeq and is a predicted model, not a curated record. Gene Ontology annotation, cellular component: nucleus; cytoplasm. The coding region runs from base 60 to 1103 and encodes 347 amino acids.